AUGGCUCSCGGAAACGAUCAAGUCACCAAAGUCUUCUACCAUGGCAAAGCCGACGACUUUGUCAUCUUCAUCGACGACGUCGCCGCCGCCCAUCAGUGGCGCAAAGACCGCACCGUCCCUCUAGCACAGGUCGUGUCUGGCUGGAAGGUCUUUGUUACUCACAAGCAAGGAGCUCAAGGCAUCCUCGACGGCGCGAGCAAAGCCAUGCUCGAGAACGAAUUCGGCACAACUCGGGACGAGGAUGUGGUGCAACAGAUCUUGGAGAAGGGUGAAAUUCAGGAAACUACCAACCGCGAGCGCCAGGGUGAUCGCAACGUAAUGAACGGCGGUGGCUUCGUAAACACCUUCCAGGUUUAA
Messenger RNA from Talaromyces amestolkiae, 357 nucleotides. RefSeq lists its product as uncharacterized. Bases 1 to 357 code for a protein of 118 amino acids. The transcript is spliced from 3 exons. The record is from RefSeq and is a predicted model, not a curated record. Lineage: Eukaryota; Fungi; Ascomycota; Eurotiomycetes; Eurotiales; Trichocomaceae.